Bradysia coprophila is the source of this 1500-nucleotide messenger RNA. RefSeq names its product meiosis specific with OB domains hold'em (gene hdm). The record is from RefSeq and is a predicted model, not a curated record. Gene Ontology annotation, molecular function: single-stranded DNA 3'-5' DNA exonuclease activity; single-stranded DNA binding. NCBI's taxonomy places the organism in Eukaryota, Metazoa, Arthropoda, Insecta, Diptera, Sciaridae. Gene Ontology annotation, biological process: resolution of meiotic recombination intermediates.
CAGUUUUUGACUCAUCAACACAACUCGUUUGCAUAAGGAUCUACACGUUUGGAAAUGAUGUCGCUGAAUACCUUUAGUAUCGCCGCUCUUCAUGCAAAUGCCAUAAAUUUUGUCAUAACAGGACUAAUUAUCGGCAAAUCUAACGUAUCGAAAUUUGAGAAAAUUGAACGACAGGAUCAACCUUCUUUGCGCGGCGUCAUAAAGUUUUUAAUUCGCGAUAAUUGCGACCAUUUCAUCAACGUCACGGUGUGGGGAACCUACCAAUUUGUAGCCGAAUAUAAUUCUCAUUUUACAAUUGGUCACGUCAUCAAUGUUAUACGAAGUAAAGUUUCAUUUGUCCGUCAUGACGAUACAUUCAAUCCAAUAACAUCGUCACCGCUAGAACUGACAAUUAACGAAGGUUUUGGUUCGAUUGAAUUCUUCGAUGGCGACGUCGCUGAAAAGGUCAAAUUGUUACGAGUUCCACUCAAAUCACCGGAUCUGGCCCUGAAUUUGGCCGAUAUUGCAUCAACAUCUGAUGAUGCGGGCGGUCUAGUCGAUUUGUUUGUUUUGGUGGCCAAACUGAGACCGACGAGACAAAUUGCAGGUAAAUUAGUACGGGAUGUAGUGGUUGUAGAUCAAACCGUCCCCGGAAUGUACUUGACCAUUUGGAACGAAGCCUGGAACAUAAGGUUUGAUCUAUCGGACUCAUGGAACGAAAUGUCUACGGUGCUGCACCUUAUCAACAUCGGCUACAAAUAUUCAGGUUUUCACAAAUCCAUCGUCUUGGCCACUCUGUCUAGAACAAUUAUUAUUGUCGAUCCGGACUGCGAACGGUCAAAAUCGCUGAAAGAAUAUGGACAGAGCUCUGCUUUGAUUUUAACCGAAUUAGACUACUGCGAGCCGGACCUUUCUACCAUAAAGACCGUGAUGUCGAUUCAACAAAUUUUGAAUCGACUAAAUGAUUCAUCGGGUGACUCAGUGUUCUACAGUUUGACCUAUGCUAUGGUAACGCAAAUGGACAUAGAUGGUUGGUCGCCGUUCUAUUCGAGACGAUGCAUUCACUGUAAUUGCCGAAUCAAGAUCAAAGACACCAGCUGUGAAAAAGAGGACUGUUCGUUGUUCUUUGCCGAGAGCCCAUUAGACGAGCAUUACAUCAGUUACUUCAAUAUUCCCGUUCAUUUGACCGACCACACCGGUACACUCCAAUGUCGUUUGGUUGGAGAUGCAGCCGAACGAAUUUUCGGCUGUUCACUAACGGAUUAUCUGAAACUGUCAGACUCGCAACGCACUUCCAUUAAAUGGAAAUUUUUGAUGGAGCGAUGCACUGUGAAAUUGGCGAUCAAGCGGAAGACAGCCUUGCGUUUCAAUACGCAAAUCACCAUUGUCGACCUGAAAGUGGCUAAUCCAGCAGAGGUGCUAGAAAAGAUUCUAGUUUAUUGAAUAAUUGAAGUGGUGCGACAGUUUUGCUGACCAGAGGAGACUGAGCAAGGUAUUUUUUUUUGUAUUUUUUACAUUUGA